Molecule: messenger RNA, 899 nt
Organism: Filobasidium floriforme
Lineage: Eukaryota; Fungi; Basidiomycota; Tremellomycetes; Filobasidiales; Filobasidiaceae
Product: acyl CoA binding protein-domain-containing protein
Exons: 5
Coding region: 92-430 (112 amino acids)
Biological process (GO): fatty acid metabolic process
Molecular function (GO): fatty-acyl-CoA binding
Source: RefSeq, a predicted model, not a curated record
CAUCCAUCAAUUCCUAUUCAACAACAUACAUCAUCAGUAUCAGUCGAUUCCCCACAAGUUCGUCACUCAGCUACAUACAUUUACAAUCAUCAUGGUCGACGCCCGAACCCAAGCCGAAUUCGAUCAAGCCGUCAAGGAGGUCCGAGUGACGGACGGGCCCAUCAAGCCUACCUUGGAGGACCAGAAGUUGUUCUACGGCCUCUUCAAACAAGCCAACGAAGGAGACGUCAACACCCCCAAGCCCGGUAUGAUGCAAUUCACCGAACGUGGCAAAUGGACCGCUUGGGAGUCGCAAAAGGGCAAGUCGGAGGAGGCCGCCAAGAAGGAAUACGUCCAGGCCUUGUUUGCCAUCUUGGACAGGAUCCCAGGUCCCGAUGCCGACGCUAUCAAGAAGAGGGUCACCGACGCCGGGGAUGCCGCUUCCGCCUAAAGGGAUUGGGAGGUCGAUAGUAGCCGAUUGUUUGACAUCAUAAGACUCGAUUCGAGUUGAACACGAUAUACAAAUACCAUAACGAAUGUCGAUGUCUCGUAGGAGCAACGGGCGCUAUGGAGACAAGUGCUCAUUCUCGCUUACUGCUGACGAUGGGAAAGAUAACCUGCCGCACAGGACUUUUUACACUCGUGUCGAGCAAGACUGAAUCCCCGCAGAGUGUAAGUCGGUUCGGUCGAGGGUACAGUACCUUCAAUGGUCUUCUAUUCGAAAUCGGGAAGCACUUGUGAGGGGAGGAGACGAGGAGUCAAAUGGCUAAUCGAGAGGGAGGGAACCCCAUCGGCCCCUUGACUAGAUUUAGCAUCGAGUUAUUGAAAUACAUUUAGUAUCGGACCUUAGUUAGUAUUGACCUCAGGAGCCUUGCAAGAUCGUAGACUCGGUAUCACUCAAAGACAUCAAGAUGACGGAC